Lotus japonicus is the source of this 2132-nucleotide messenger RNA. RefSeq names its product laccase-7-like. Gene Ontology annotation, cellular component: apoplast. Gene Ontology annotation, biological process: lignin catabolic process. Bases 99 to 1808 code for a protein of 569 amino acids. Lineage: Eukaryota; Viridiplantae; Streptophyta; Magnoliopsida; Fabales; Fabaceae. The record is from RefSeq and is a predicted model, not a curated record. The transcript is spliced from 6 exons. Gene Ontology annotation, molecular function: hydroquinone:oxygen oxidoreductase activity; copper ion binding.
UAUCACAGCAACAUGAAGCUAUAGUACUUAAUUACUUCCACCUGUUGAUUUCAGAUAAAAGCUUCUAGUUCCUAUCUGUCUGGGGUAGUUACUUCAACAUGAAGCUUUUCGUUCUGUUGCUAGUGUGUGUUUAUGCUCCUCUAUCUUUUUCCAUGGCUUCGGCUGCUAUCGUGGAGCACACUUUCACUGUUCAAAACAAGAGUGUCAUACGCUUGUGCAAUGAGCAAGUGAUUGUCACGGUUAAUGGCCAAUACCCUGGACCAACCAUAAAUGUCAUCGACGGUGACACCGUCAUUGUUCACGUAGUCAACAAGUCACCUUACAAUAUCACCAUUCAUUGGCAUGGAGUGACCCAACUCUACAGUGCAUGGGCAGAUGGUCCGGAAUAUAUAACUCAAUGCCCAAUUAUUCCUGGCAAAAAUUAUACAUACAAAUUCAAGGUGACAAAACAAGAAGGAACUCUAUGGUGGCAUGCUCAUGCUAAUUUGUUACGUGCCACAGUUCAUGGUGCUUUUAUCAUUCACCCUCGUUCGGGUCGAUUUCCAUUUCCUACACCCUACAAGCAAGUACCAAUAAUACUAGGUGAUUGGUAUGAGGGAGAUGUUGAGGAUAUUCUCAGCAAAGAACUUGCCACAGGAGAUAAAAUUCCAUCUACUGGUUUCACCAUCAAUGGUUUACCCGGUGAUCUCUUCAAUUGUUCACAAAUUCAGAUAUAUGAGCUUAAGGUGAAACAUGGAGAGACUUACUUGCUGCGAAUGGUCAACACUGCGCUCAAUAACAACCUUUUCUUCAAGAUAGCCCAUCACAACUUGACAGUUGUUGCUAUGGAUGCCGCAUACACCGAACAUUAUGUCACCGACAUCGUCAUCCUCGCCGCCGGCCAAAGUGCUGAUGUGCUUUUCACCGCGGACCAACCUAGAGGCUCAUACUACAUGGCUGCGCAUCCUUUUGUCAUUGGUGAGCUAGAGAAUCUCAUCGAUAAAACGACAACUAAUGCCAUCGUUUCUUAUGACGGUUACGAAGCAUCAUCAGAUUCAGAGCCCUUGAUGCCACUAAUGCCACUGCAUACUGACGUAGCAAUAGCUACAAAGUUCUUCACUAGCAUCCGGGGCAAUGUGAAGGCCCCAUACUGGAUUCCUGUCCCACUUGAGGUAGAUGAGGAAAUGUUCAUCACUGUUAACAUGAACAUGCUAAGGUGCCCCGUUAAUGAAAAUUGUACAGGUCCACUCAAUCAAAAGUUCUCUGCAAGCUUGAACAAUGAGUCUUUUGUGCUUCCAGAAGGGAGAGGGUACUCUAUACUGGAGGCAUUCUACCACAAUGUGAGUGGCGUGUACACUGACGAUUUCCCUGAUUACCCUCCGAAUCCUUUUAAUUUCGUGAAUCCCAAAAUCUUUUUGGAUCCGAACGUCACAUUUGCGCAUAAAUCAACCAAGGUGAAGAGGUUCAAGUACAAUUCAACUGUGGAAAUCGUGUUUCAAAACACAGCAGUUUUGAAUGCUCAGAGUCAUCCAAUGCACAUUCACGGCUACAAUUUCCAUGUGUUGGCUCAAGAUUUUGGGAUUUACAAUCCCAUAUUGGACAAAGCCAAGUACAAUUUAGUGAAUCCUCAAAUAAGCACCACGGUUCCUGUACCUCCUGGAGGAUGGGCUGCAAUCAGAUUUCAAGCAAACAAUCCAGGGGCAUGGUUUGUGCAUUGCCAUGUGGAUGAUCAUAACGUUUGGGGACUAACCACAGUUUUUUUAGUUGAGAAUGGACCAACUCCUUCAACUUCUCUUCUCCCACCACCUGCUGAUCUACCUAAAUGUUAAACUAUGUAAGUUAGAAUGAAGUUGUGCAUUCUUUAAGUCCAUACCAAUGCCUAUAUCCUUCCUUUGUUUUGUCAAGAUUUAUCUUAAUCAGUCACUGUAAGCAAUAGAAUAAGAGUCUUAAUUCAGAAAAGCUAGGAAGAUUGUUGAAACCAAAAAAGAUUGUUCAAACUAUCCCACAAUGGAUAGUUGUAAGGCACAACAAUGGUGUAUAAGGUUGGGUGUUAUGAGUCUAAUUGCCUUAAGGCCUUUUGGACAACAACACCUCCAAGUGUAUUUUUGAUCCAGACUUCCAUGUCCAAUAAGUAAAGUUUAAUUUUAAUGUGA